This is a messenger RNA of Sphaerodactylus townsendi, 756 nucleotides long. Its product is annotated as ribonuclease-like. The record is from RefSeq and is a predicted model, not a curated record. The coding region runs from base 26 to 457 and encodes 143 amino acids. The transcript has a single exon. NCBI's taxonomy places the organism in Eukaryota, Metazoa, Chordata, Lepidosauria, Squamata, Sphaerodactylidae. Gene Ontology annotation, molecular function: nucleic acid binding.
GACCACGAAUUACAAGGGUCCCGUGAUGUCUCCCAAAGGCCCCCAUGGCUGGAUUCUCAGCCUCCUGCUCCUCGUAACAGUGGCCUGUCUGGUGCAGCACUGCGAAGGCUCGGCGUACCAAGGCUUCCUGAAAAGGCACCUGGACAACCCCAAAUCAGACUUCGGCAACAGCAACAACUACUGCUACCAGAUGAUGCGUCGCAAAGGGCUGAGAUGCCAGCGGGGCAACACGUUCAUCCACACCAGCGAAGCGCUGCUGAAGUCACUGGUCUGCACUUCGAGAGGGCGGGUCCUGCAGGGCAACGUGACCAGCAAAACCAUGUUCCCCCUCACCAUCUGCAAGAUAAAGAGACGCCUGCGCAAGUUGUGGUGCCGGUACAAGGGGAAGACCGCAAUCAAGAGGAUCCGGGUCACCUGCGACAAAGGCCUGCCUGUCCACUUCAUCUCCCACGUGUAGCCCCACCCCCACCUCAGGAAAGGCGGCAGCUCCCUUCGGAGGGAUCUCAUUUCUUCGGCAGUGCUUCUUCAGCUAGGUGCUCCGUGGCGCUGCAUCUCUCACGCCCAAAGCUGGCUGUAACGCUGUGUGAAGUAUUAUCUGCACCUUUCAAUAUAAGGCUUCUGAUAAACAGCUUCUGAUAUCUCCUGGCAUCCUCUGUACACGGUGCUAGGUCCUUUUCAAAGGUGUCGUUGCUUCUCAUCCUAUUCCCGCUUCCGUGCUGUCCCACACUAUACAAUAAAACCAUUUGUUAUCAUUAA